UUUCUGUUUCUCAUUACAAAGUGACAACCAAGGACAAGGGGGAAACAGAGAAAACGGCGAAGGAUUUUGAUAUCUGCCUUCCCCUGCCCCAGUUGUGAUUUCCUUUUUAAUUUUCCCGAGACACAAACAGACAUUUUCCCGGUAUCCAACUUCCCCCAUUUGGCAAGGAACAUUAAAUCUGUAUCCAAUCAAUCGGCGGCUUUGGAUAAAUCUAGACGGGUCUCUGUCACCCCAGUUUAUCCAUUUGCCUCGAUUUUGGCGAAGAUUUAACUUAAAAUCCAAGUCUUAUAUACAAAGAUUUCUUCUUUCGGAAUUCUCCAGAGAAAAUUAUUGGGUAUUCCAUUGAAGAUGAGAAGGCAACAGCACCAGCGAGAUCAGCAAUCUAGGGUUUUCUACGAGCUCUCGGCUCUUGUCCUGAGUCUCCUCCGGUCUCCGCCGAUGCCCAUGACGUUUCCCGAUCAGUUGCCGGAAAGCCCAAAUCAGCUGACGGGAAGACGUCCGCCGCCGUCGUCAUCGGCGACGAACCAGAUUUCUCCGGCGGGAUUUGCAUCGCUGCUGCUAGGGAUAUCGGUGGCUCUGAUGUUCUGCGGAUCUGUGACUUUCUUCAUAGGGUUUCUGUUGAUGCCUUGGGUUCUGGGUUUGAUCAUGGUCUUCUAUGUCGCCGGGAUCGUAUCCGCCAUCUCCAUGGCCGGAAGGUCCGUCCUCUGUUACGCCUUGGCUCCUCCGUCUUCCCCCGGCAAGGAAAUUCCAGGUUUCUAGGUAAAACUCCAUUGGAGAAAACUUCAGCCUGCAAACUAGCUUCACUCACUGUUUCCAUGGCGAUUACAAAUAUGGAGGAAGGGUGUAGAUGAUGGCUAAUGUCUCACGUUGACUAACCAGCUCCUGAUUCUGUCCACAUGUCGCAGAAUGGAAGCUUUUGUGAAGUAAGUUGCUGCCACAACUUCGGAGCUUAAGACAUGCGAGAUGAAGGAGAGACUAUUUUACUUCUUCUUAAUCUUCCGUUUUGUUCAUAUUUCAUAUUUGGGGGGUUUUUUUUUACGUUUUCAUUUUUUCCCCUUUCCUAGUUUUGGAGUAGAAUACACAACAAGGCCAUAUGAUUUUCUGAUGUUUUAAUGGUUCGUGUAAAACGAUUUCUUUGAUGAGAUCGAGGAUAGGAAGUUUCGUUUUAUAUGGCCA
Messenger RNA from Tarenaya hassleriana, 1176 nucleotides. RefSeq lists its product as uncharacterized. The record is from RefSeq and is a predicted model, not a curated record. The coding region runs from base 349 to 759 and encodes 136 amino acids. The transcript has 2 exons. NCBI's taxonomy places the organism in Eukaryota, Viridiplantae, Streptophyta, Magnoliopsida, Brassicales, Cleomaceae.